Molecule: messenger RNA, 504 nt
Organism: Neoarthrinium moseri
Lineage: Eukaryota; Fungi; Ascomycota; Sordariomycetes; Amphisphaeriales; Apiosporaceae
Exons: 3
Coding region: 1-504 (167 amino acids)
Source: RefSeq, a predicted model, not a curated record
AUGCUGUUCCGCAGCCUUCUCACAGCGCUGCCUUGUGCAGCGGCAGUGCUGUCUGAACCGCUGCAGCCUCGUGCUAUGACCGACUUCAUGAUCUACGCCUAUGGCCCAUCAGCCAUCGGUGGCUUUCCAAUCUUUGCCGAGAACAAUCUGGCCUUCGUGACAUCUAGAACGCCCUCUGCCUUCAACUCCUCUAUGCACAAUGUUACUUUCGACUCUCUGACAACCCACGGCAAUUUCACCGCGACCCAGUUUGACAACGGCGAGAGUUUGUUCUACAUCCCAACGACUUCGGGCCAGGUUGGGUUUACAAAUAGCACCAACUCUUCCGUCAUCACCACUGGGUUCGGGUUCUAUGGGCAUACCAUCUACGUCGAUAUUGACGACACGCUUGAAACCCAGUGGUUUGCCCAGUCAACCAGCGAGGAUGACAUCUGGGCACUUAUCUGGGGCAACACGACGGCCGAUGCAAUUCCUGUUUCUCUUAGAACCGUCGCGCCCUCUUAG